AUGACCGAACGAUAUCGUAUCGGUUAUGUGUUAACUAAACAUAUUGCAGUCUUUGACCUGUUUAGAGAAUAUGCAAGGCAAGAGUUCGUUAAGCUCGAUAUCGGAAACUUGUCACAAGAUCGAGGCUUUUUUGAUAUUAUAAUUCAUAAAAUCACCAAGUUAUUGAUUUCUUCAGACCCCGAUGAUAGCGAUAAACUCGCGCAGUUCGAGGCAUUUUUAGCGCAACAUCCUGAAUCGAUUGUAAUAGAUCCUCUGGAAUACAUCAGACCAUUAGUGCACAGAGGGGAGAUGUUGAGAAUGUUAAAAAAGUCUAGAUGGGCAGAGAAUUCAACAGAUGCUCUUUUUUAUCUCCCGAAAAGUGCAAUAGUUCGGCCGUUAUCAUUGGAGACCGUUCUACAAUCUGGUCUGAAGUUUCCAUUAGUCUGCAAACCAAUAGCAGGAAGCGCGUCGGUGCAUUCUCAUCAAAUACUAUUGCUUCCGUCCGCAGAAGCAUUUGCGAAACGUCUAUCCGGAGAACUAGAGGACUAUAUAAAUCAGAAUCAAUCCUGCUUAUUACAAGAAUUUGUGAAUCACGAUGGAAUUAUAUUUAAAUGCUUUGUCAUUGGUAACAAAUCUGUACAUGUAGCAAGGCCUUCAAUGAAAAACUUAAAAGAAGACGAAGACGUACAUAUAUUCGAUAGCCAGCGUAUUCCAAAGUCAUUUGCAUGGGAGUCUAAUUUGCCGUCUAAAAGUGAGAAAUGGGACACACUAUUUGAAAUUUCACCUUCUCAGGAUAUGCUCGACUAUAAAAACUCAUUGUUAAACGAGUCACGUCUAAAUGCUAUUGCAACUUCUAUUGGUCGGCAAAGUAAUCUAACUCUCUUUGGGUUUGACGUUAUUAUCGAGGCAUCAGCACAAAAGCUCUAUAUAGUCGAUAUCAAUUAUUUUCCCGGUUAUGACAAUAUCCCCGACUUUAAUGCCGAAUUUCUAAAAACUCUUCUUGACAAGUUGCGGGCCAGGUCGCGAAUUAAUUGA
This is a messenger RNA of Paraglomus brasilianum, 1014 nucleotides long. The record is from the annotation of a GenBank genome assembly. Lineage: Eukaryota; Fungi; Glomeromycota; Glomeromycetes; Paraglomerales; Paraglomeraceae.